AUGGCCGAGGAAAACGGACGGCUACUUCCGGAAGAUGCCUCUUUAGCGGCCGAAGCAGAGACAUUGACAGAUGCUCCGCCCCUCAUGACAAAUGCUGUGUGUUCAAACACCUUUGCUGACUAUCAGAAACAGUCCGAGCUUGAUAGACCUAGUACGAGCGGUGGAAUCGAUUCAUCCAUCACAGCCACAGAUUUCUCUCCGCAGUCUUCUCUGCCAAGUGCUUCUUCCAAGAUUGUCAACAUAAGAGUCAAACAAACAGACAGCGUAAGUGCAUCUGCUCCACCAUCACCAGCGCGUAGUCCCAGAGCGUUACGUCAUUUAGGGAACCACAAUUCCGUAGAAAAUAAAAAAGAGACCGAUAGAGAACAAUGUCUUAUUAUUCAGGGCCUCCCUGAAUCAAGUGCAAUUACUCCCAAGGAGCGAAUUUCGGAAGACCUAUCACUCUUCCAAGGUCUUCUCAAUAAUAUUUUGGAACCCACGGAGGCUAUUGAAGUGAUCAAAGCCUUCCGCCUUGGAAAACGAGCAGAUAAUCCAUCAAUGUCCACUCGUCCCCCGGGUCUAAAAGUUGUGCUGGCCAGCAGCGACCAAGCCAGUCUCAUUUACUCCAGGCGAUUCAGGAUUAAAGGCUCCAACCCAGGUGUUUUUUUUUCAACCGGACUACUCGCCAGCCGAACGGCUCAAACGUCGUCAGCUAGUCCUAGAACUAAGAAAGAGGCUCAGCGAGGGGGAGAACAAUUUAGUAAUAUACAACAACCAAGUACGGCGGCGUCCGUCACUCUUUCUUUGGACAGGUCCUGUCCGAAUGACCGCGCAGCCGACAUAUUAAGUGAAGGCGCUAACCCAAAUGUAACCACAUCCUCCGUCAGCCGGAAAUUGAAAUUCUUGUACACCAACGUGCAGAGUUUGCUAUCAAAGUUCGACGAACUGAAGAUCCACCUCUGCGACCUAUCCCCUGACGUAAUCUCUCUAACAGAAACCUGGUUGACCCAACACAUGGACGACCGUGAGCUGGCCUUGCCUGGCUACCAGAUGUUUAGAAGGGAUAGGGAAGGGCGUCAGGGAGGAGGCGUACUCACGUAUGUAAAAAUGGGCUAAAUGUAUCAGACAAGACCGAUAACUUUUCGUGCAGUUCCGAGGCAAUCUGGUUGUCUAUUAAAGUGCCGAGCUCGCCUAGCCUCGAUGUCCUGACAGUUUAUCGACCGCCGAGACGGGACAACAUGGCCGACGCUCGCCUGCUGGAGGAGCUCGAAAAGUUCGCUACGCGGCCGGAUAUCCUAAUCAUGGGCGACUUUAACGCGCCCCAUAUUAACUGGAGCUCAACCCAUGCAAAUGGCUCAGAACAGACCUUCGAUAGGAGUUUUCUGAACACGGCACUGAAGCUAUUUCUCACUCAACACGUCAUGUUACCAACUAGAGUACGCGAAGGCCAACAAGCCAACUGCCUUGAUCUUGUCCUUACGAAGUCACAGGACAGCAUUGAUGAGGUUUCAUAG
Messenger RNA from Spirometra erinaceieuropaei, 1493 nucleotides. NCBI's taxonomy places the organism in Eukaryota, Metazoa, Platyhelminthes, Cestoda, Diphyllobothriidea, Diphyllobothriidae. The record is from the annotation of a GenBank genome assembly.